UGCGGGCAGCCCUCGGCCGGGGUCUUUCAGGAGCAGCUGUCAUGGCGGCCGAGCUGGCUGUUCGGGACAUGGAGACAGAUCGGGAGCCGGGCUCAGGCCCAAACCCAGUCAAAGAUAAAGACUCGGAGUUCCUCAGUGUCGCGAAGAAGCGGGGGAAGUGUAAGAGGAAGAUGGAGCCGGGAGCGGGCAGUCUGGAGGCGGAGGAGCCGAGAAAGAGGCCUCACUUCCCCGCUGUCUCCGGACACCAGCUGGUGGAUGGCAAGGAUGAAAUUCGCAAAGUAGCUGUACCUGCACACAGAUAUACACCUUUGAAAGAAAACUGGUUGAAAAUCUUCACCCCAAUUGUUGAACACUUGCAGCUCCAAGUGAGAUUUAACCUGAAAACCAGAAAUGUUGAAAUCAAGACUUGUAAAGACACACAAGAUAUAGGUGCGUUGACGAAGGCUGCAGACUUUGUAAAGGCUUUUGUUCUUGGAUUCCAAGUGGAGGAUGCCUUAGCAUUAAUUCGGUUGGAUGACCUAUUCCUAGAAACAUUUGACAUUACAGAUGUGAAACCAUUAAAAGGUGACCACCUUUCCAGGGCAAUAGGACGAAUAGCUGGUAAAGGAGGAAAAACUAAAUUUACAAUAGAGAAUGUAACAAGAACAAGAGUAGUUCUUGCUGACUCGAAAGUCCACAUCCUUGGUUCUUUUCAGAAUAUUAAGAUGGCUCGGACAGCAAUCUGCAACCUUAUCCUAGGGAGCCCUCCAUCGAAAGUUUAUGGCAAUAUCCGAGCAGUAGCAAACAGAGCAGCAGAACGCUUCUGAUUAUGCAAUUCGUGUACAGUGAUCUCAAUGCACAACAAAUUAAGGAACUGAUUUGGGAGUAUUUUUCUUUAAUACCUAUUUAUUUUACAGAAUAUUUUCCCCUAGUGUACUGGCAUUUACAAGUCAGGAUUGAACAGAAAUAAAUUGUUCUACUUUGCA
This is a messenger RNA of Chiloscyllium plagiosum (whitespotted bambooshark), 965 nucleotides long. The record is from RefSeq and is a predicted model, not a curated record. NCBI's taxonomy places the organism in Eukaryota, Metazoa, Chordata, Chondrichthyes, Orectolobiformes, Hemiscylliidae.